UUAAUGAAAAUGAUAUUCAAAGAAGACUGGCUCGGACCUUUCCUUAAUUUAUACCCAAUGCGCCAAACUCGGACCCACGUUCACCCCAACGAACACGCCAACCCUAGGCUCCUAACAGGUCCAUAUUCAUACAGAGCAAGAAACAAAACAUAAAAUAAUUUUAAAACACGGAAAACACUUUCACUGAUUCGCAAAACGGAUCGUACCGAAUCGAAUCGACGAAAACUUCUCUCAGUUCUCCAUGUCUCACAAGUUGUUGAUUCGGAUUCUGAAUCUGUUGUUGCUGCUGCUUCUGUUCGUUUCCGAAGUGGUGUCGUUUUCGGCCGGGUCGCGGUCGAUCCUAAGAUCGAUUAGUAACGGCGAGGACAACGGAGCGGUCGAUAACGCUGUGGAUUUGAACGCUACGAACUUCGACUCCAUCCUGAGAGACACUCCGGCUACUUACGCCGUCGUUGAGUUCUUCGCUCAUUGGUGUCCUGCUUGCAGAAACUAUAAGCCUCAUUACGAGAAGGUUGCAAGACUUUUUACUGGACCUAAUGCAGUGCAUCCUGGUAUCAUAUUGAUGGCUAGGGUAGACUGUGCAUCAAAGAUAAAUAAUAAACUUUGUGAUAAGUUUUCUGUGAGUCAUUAUCCUAUGCUCUUCUGGGCUCCGCCUUCUAGAUUUGUAUCUGGCGGUUGGGAACCUAAACAGGAUAAAAGUGAAAUACGUGUAAUCGAUGAUGGACGGACAGCUGAUCGCUUGCUUAAUUGGAUCAAUAAGCAAUUAGGCAGCUCAUAUGCCUUGGAUGAUGAGAAGUUCGAAAAUGAGCCUCUUCCAUCAAAUAUAUCAGACCGUGGACAGAUUGCUCGAGCUAUAUAUGACGUUGAGGAGGCAACGGCCACUGCCUUUGACAUCAUUUUAGCACACAAGAUGAUCAAAUCAGAAACUCGGGGUUCAUUAAUAAGAUUUCUACAGAUUUUAGUGGCUCAUCAUCCUUCAAGGAGGUGUCGUAAGGGAAGUGCAGAAGUACUGGUAAAUUUUGAUGACUUGUCCCCAUUACAUAUGCAAUCUGAUAGACAGGAAGUUGUCAUAAGUGAUGUCAAUGGUGCCCUAGGAAAUUUCAAAAUGUGUGGAAAAGAAGUUCCUCGUGGAUAUUGGAUGUUUUGCCGUGGCAGCAAGAAUGACACAAGGGGUUUCAGCUGCGGCUUGUGGGUUCUACUGCAUUCUCUGUCUGUAAGAAUUGAUGAUGGGGAGAGCCAGUUUACAUUUACAUCUAUAUGCGAUUUUAUCCAUAAUUUCUUUUUAUGUCAGGAGUGUCGUCAACAUUUUUAUGAGAUGUGUUCAAGUGUUACUACUCCUUUCAAUAAAACCCGUGAUUUUGCUCUAUGGUUGUGGAGUGCACAUAAUAAAGUCAACAAGAGAUUAAUGAAGGUAGAAGCAUCUUUAAGAACUGCUGAUCCCAAGUUCCCCAAGAUUAUUUGGCCUCCAAAGCAACUUUGCUCUACAUGUUAUCGCUCUAAUGGAGAUACCAAACCCAGUCAAAUUGACUGGGACCAGGAUGAAGUAUUCAAGUUCCUGUCUAAUUAUUAUGGGAAAACACUUGUAUCUUUAUUUAAGGACAAGGAUGCUCAAAGGACCAAUGGGAUCGAUGGAGGUGUUGAAGAUUUGGUGUUCUCAACAAAUGCGGUUGUAGUACCUGUGGGAGCUGCACUGGCAAUUGCUCUGGCUAGCUGUGCAUUCGGAGCACUCGCUUGCUAUUGGCGAUCACAGCAGAAGAAUCGGAAGCCCAGGAGAAGCUGAAAGUAAGAUUUUUUAAACGACAAAACCAUAUAUACACAGGCCUUCAAGGUGCCCAUCUGAUUGACUUCAGGCUCUUAGUAGGAAUCCAGAUGACAACCUUAUCACAGCCAGCCGUUUUGAGGUCCUCUUCUGUAUCCUCACUCUUAUCAAGCAUUCGAUUUUGUAAUAUUUAAUUCUGGACUGUACAUAUUCAUAUUAUAAUCUUAGUUCUGGAGGUGAGUUGUCUACAUUUAUUUUAAUCUACUUGAGCAGACUGCACUGGGUUAUUCGGUGAAGCAUGGUUAAUUGCCAUGGCCAUUGAAAUAGAGUGUAUUAAUUAAGAGUCAUUACACAUCUGAUGUUAAAAUACUUCCAUUUGUAAUGUCGAGUCUGGAUAGGAACAGAUAGUGAUAUGGUUUUACCAUCUUUGUUUUUUGAUUUUGUCGUUCGACUUCUGUUCUAUUUCGACCGAGGUUCUACAUUCUGAAAUGUUCCUUCUAAAUGUAGUGAAGAGCUGAGAAUUGUCUCUGUUUGUCCUAAA
Molecule: messenger RNA, 2300 nt
Organism: Mangifera indica (mango)
Lineage: Eukaryota; Viridiplantae; Streptophyta; Magnoliopsida; Sapindales; Anacardiaceae
Product: sulfhydryl oxidase 2-like
Exons: 12
Coding region: 242-1780 (512 amino acids)
Biological process (GO): protein folding
Cellular component (GO): Golgi membrane
Molecular function (GO): protein disulfide isomerase activity; flavin-dependent sulfhydryl oxidase activity
Source: RefSeq, a predicted model, not a curated record